Delphinapterus leucas (beluga whale) is the source of this 4433-nucleotide messenger RNA. The record is from RefSeq and is a predicted model, not a curated record. NCBI's taxonomy places the organism in Eukaryota, Metazoa, Chordata, Mammalia, Artiodactyla, Monodontidae.
AUGGUCACUUGCAGACGUGGAAGUAGGGGUGCGGUGUUGCGGAAGGGGCAGUGCAGGCACUUACUGCAGAGCAUAGGGAGGGGGCAUAUAAAGAGAAGAGGAGGUGCGGAGGAGUACAGCAGAGCGGAGGGAGGGGGCAUUACAGAAAAGGACAGUGCGCUGCGUGGGUAUACUGCAGAGGAGAGGUGUAUGGUGUUGGGGAAGGCGCAGAACGAAGAGGUGCUGCAGAGCGGAGGGAGAGGGACCGGUGUUGGGGGAAGGGUUGGAAUGAGACGAGAUACAGUUAGAAAGAGUGGGUCAGGAGUGGCGUCAAGAUGUUCUGCUGCUUUGCUGGCAGAGGGCUUAUGUGGGAUUGAGGUGGUCAGGCUGUCCAGUCCACCAAAGCACAUGCGCGCUGAGCGCCUGCGGUUGCCCUCACGCCUCUGGUUGAUGUGCAUGCGCACUACCGAGUUGCGGCCCCUUCUCGGCUUUCCAGAAAAAUGGAUAGUAGAAAUGACUCCGAUUAUAAGACGACCCCAUUCCAGUUGCAUAAUUUCCUGCCUAACCUGUUUCAGUCCUCCCCUGAAUGGUGGAGGAGGAGUGUGUAGGGCCCUCUGGGAGCCUGGGCUUCACUUCCCUCCAGAUGUACAGGCUGAGGCAACAGAAGAAGAUAGUGUCUUGCUGAUGCAUACCCUCUUGUCAUCAACCAAGGACCUACUGGCUAUGGACCCACCAGUUGCCAACCGGCCUAAGAAAAGCAAGACCAAGAAGGCCCCUAUUAAGGCUAUCACUAAGACAGUACGCACUGCCCCUCCAGUUCCAUCUGCCAAUGUGAUUACCACCAACAAGCCUAAAAUAACUUUUCUGGCUUUAAACCUGCCAAUCAUCCCCCAGAUCAACCAGGCUUCAGCUACCACUGAGGUAGUCAAUACUCAGGCUUCUUCAUUCACCGCUCAGCCUAAGAAAGCCAACAACAGAGUUACUGCUAAGGCAGCCCGAGGCUCCCAAUUUCCAACUGGCAGUGAGAGUGUUACUACACAGAUCAAGUUACCCUUGUAGGCCCUAAAUGUGCCAGUCAUCCCACAGACUAUCCAGGCUCCGAUUGCCACUGAGUCAGCCAAUUCUCAAGCCUUGUUAGCCUCCAUCAAGCCUAAGAAAGCUCCCAAGGCUAAGAAGGCUAACAAUAAGGCCAUAGCUAGUGCCACUGAGAUCUCACUGGCUCCAUCCACCACCUACUCAGCUACCAUCCAAGGCCAAAUUACCUCCAUCCGAACUAAGAAAACCUCCAAAGCCAAGAAAGCAACUGUUAAGGACACAAAUACUGACACUGAACUCCUAGAGACCCCAGAUGCCACUGAGACAGCUACCAGGCAGAUUGAGGCCUCAGCAGCAGCUAUCUGGCCCAAAAAAUCCAAAGUCAAGAAGGCUGCCUAUAAGGGCCCAAAUUCUGCCUGUGAGAUCUCUGAGGCCCCACCUGCCAGUCAAAUGGUCACAAAACAAGCCCUAGCAGCCACCCUCCGGGUCAAGAUUGCCACUAAAGCCCGGACAACUGAAAGCCAGACUCAAAUUGACAAAGGGGCCCAGGCCAAGAUGACUACCCCUCAGAUCAAUAUAAGUGCCCUUGAGACUCAGGUUGUUGCUGCUGUCCAGGCCCUGGCAGAUGACUACCUGGCUCAGUUGAGUCUGGAGCCCACAACCAGGACCCGGGGCAAGAGGAACCGAAAGUCCAAGCAUCUGAAUGGGGAUGAGAGAGGUGGUGGUAAUUAUAGGUGGAUUCCAUGGUGCCAGAGGCCUCCGCUAUCCCGAGAUGUGGCCAUUUUGCAAGAAAGGGCAAAUAAGUUGGUGAAAUACCUGUUGGUUAAGGACCAGACAAAGAUCCCCAUCAAGCGCUCAGACAUGCUGAAGGAUGUCAUCCAAGAAUAUGAUGAAUAUUUCCCAGAGAUCAUUGAACGAGCAAGCUAUGCUCUGGAGAAGAUGUUUCGAGUCAAUCUGAAGGAAAUUGAUAAACAAAGUAGCUUGUAUAUUCUCAUCAGCAUUCAGGAAUCCUCUGCAGGCAUCCUGGGAACGACCAAGGACACACCCAAACUAGAUCUUCUCAUGGUGAUUCUGAGUGUCAUUUUUAUGAAUGGCAACAAGGCCAAUAAGGCUGUCAUCUGGGAGUUGCUGCCCAAGUUGGGGCUGCACCCUGGGGUAAGGCACUCACUCUUUGGGGAGGUGAGGAAGCUCAUCACAGACGAGUUUGUGAAGCAGAAGUAUCUGGAAUACAAGAGGGUCCCCAACAGCAGACCACCUGAAUAUGAGUUCUUCUGGGGCUUGUGCUCCUACCAUGAGACUAGCAAGAUGAAAGUUCUCAAGUUUGCAUGCAAGGUGCAGAAGAAAGACCCCAAGGACUGGGCCGUGCAGUACCGGGAGGCAGUGGAGAUGGAAGUCCAAGCUGCAGCUGUGGCUGUAGCUGAGGCUGAGGCCAGGGCUGAGGCAAGAGCCCAAAUGGGGAUUGGAGAGGAAGCUGUGGCUGGGCCCUGGAAUUGGGAUGACAUGGAUAUCGACUGCCUAACAAGGGAAGAGUUAGGUAAUGAUGCUCAGGCCUGGGGCAGAUUUUCACUUGAAAUUGAGGCCAGAGCCCAAGAAAAUGCAAAUGCCAGCACCAACAUUGACUUCAGCAGAGGAGCUAGCACCAGGGCUAGCUAUAGCGAUGGUGCUAGUAUUAGCUUCAGUGGUGUCCCCAGCCCCAGUAAUGUCUUUGGUGAUAGGGCUGGCAUUAGCUUUGGUGGAACAUGCAGCACCAGUGCCAGCUUCAGCAGCGUAGCCAGCAUUUGCUUUGGUGGCACACCCAGCACUUGCUCCACUUCCAGUGGUGGAGCCAGCAUUAGCUUUGGUGGUGCAGCCAGCACCAGCUCUAGUUUCAGCAGUGAAGCCAGCAUUAGCUUUGGUGGCACACCUUGCACCAGUACCAACUUCAGUGGUGGGGUCAGCUCUAGUUUCAGUGGCCCACUCAACACCAGUACAAGUUUCAGUGGUGGAGCCAGCUCUGGUUUUGGAGGCAUACUCAGUACCCCUGCUGGCUUCAGUGAUGCACUCAGUAUGAGCACCAGCUUUGGCAGUACACUCGGCACCAGUGCAGUCUUUAGUGGUGCACUUAGCACCAGCACUGGCUUUGGUGGCACACUCAGCACUAGUGUCUACUUUGGUGGCUCUCCCAGUUCCAGUGCCAGAUUUGGUGGCAAACUCAGUACCAGUAUCUGCUUUGGUGGCUUUCCUAGCACCAGCACUGGUUUUGAUGGUGUACUCAGUACCAGUGUCUCCUUUGGUAGCUCUUUCAGCAAUAGCACUGAAUUUGGUGGUACACUAAGCACCAGCUUCUGCUUUGGUGAUUCUCCCAGCACUAGUGCCAGCUUUGGUGGUACACUCAGCACCAGUCUUGGCUUAGGUGGUGCACUCAACACCAGUGCUGGUUUUAGCAGUGCUGUCAGCAUUAGCAUUGCCUUCAACAGUGCACCCAGCGCCAACUCUGGCUUUGGCAGUGUGUUCAGCACCAGUACUGACUUCAGUGGGGCACCUAACACCACUACUGACUUUGGCAGUGCUCCCAGUACAAGCAUUGGCUUUGGUGGAGCCCCCAGCACCAGAUUCUGCUUUGACAGUGUGUCUAACACCAACCUAUGUUUUGGUGGCCCUCCUAGUACAAGCACCUGCUUUAGUGGUCCUACGAGUGCCAGUUUUGGUGAUGGACUCAGCACCAGUGCUGGUUUCAGCUUUUGUGACAGGUUAAGCACCAGCACAGGAUUUGGUGGUGGACUGAGCACCAACUCUGGCUUUGGUGGUGGACUGAUCUCCAGUGAUAUCUUUGGUGGUAGGCUGGGCACCAAUGCUGGUUUUGGCAGCACACUUGGCACCAGUGCUGACUUUAGUAGUGGCCUCAGCAUCAGUGAUGGCUUUGGCGGUGGGCCUAAUACCAGCUUCGAUGGAAGACUGAGCACCAUCAUUGGCUUUGGCAGUGGUUCCAACACCAGCACUGGCUUUACUGGUGAACCCCACACCAGCACCGGCUUUAUUGGUGGACCCACUUCCAUUGUUGGCUUUGGCAGUGGACUGAGCACCGAUGCUGGCUUCAACGGUGGACCAAGCAGUAGUGCUGGCUAUGGCAGUGGACUGAGCAAUGCUGCUGGCUUUAGUGGUGGAGCCACCAGCCUUGGUGCCUGUAGCUUCUCCUAUGGCUAGUGAGGUUUCAGAUUUAUAUCGCAUGUUUACAGAUACCGCUAAUGAAUUGCAGCAGUCCUUCCCAUGGAGCCAAGGUACAUCCUUGGAAUCUUUGUCCACACAGCAAUCUAAGCAGAUAUUACCAAUCAGCUGAGGGUGACAUACUAUGAAAAAAUCUGUUUGCCAAUCCUGCUUUGUUGUUUGCUUUCUGUGUCUUGUCAUAUUUGAUAUGAGUGACAUUAAAUUUGAAAAAUGAA